CGACGAGAUCCGUGCGUGCGGUAGGGGCAGCCCUCGCUGUUCUCUCCGCGCGGCUGGACGGAGGAAUUAUGCAGCCCCCGGCCGAAAGGGCAGCUCUCCAUCUCUCAUGCCUAUCUCUCCCCAGCUUGUUGCUCUCCGCGCGGGCUGACGGAGGAUGUAGUUGGACUCCUCCCCAGCUGUCCGUGGAGCGGCCCACGGGACCUCGGAGAGUUUCCUUGCGCACACACGAAACCCGGCGAUCACGGCCGCACACUGCUGUGUCUCGUUGCGAGCGACGUGCUCAAGAACCAUCCAGCAAGCAGCGAACCGCUGCGCGUCGUGCGACACGGACUCGUCGGCAAGCAGCGGUCCGCCGCCCGCGCCGCCGCGGCGAAGAUGGCCAAGAAGAAGGCCGGCCCGCGCCUGCCCGCCUUCUCCCGGGGCGCGUCGUCCGCGAACCCCGACCGCGUCCCCGGACGCAAGGCGAACCGGUCCGGCGGCUCGCUCCGGGACAAGGCGACGAUCAAGCGCCUGAAGCUGUACACGGGCGGCAAGGUCAAGCGGGACAAGCAGGGCGUCGUGGUGGAGGGCGACCUCGCGCGGCGCGACCGCGCGGGCAACGCCGAGAUCACGGGCGCGACGGGCCGCGUGGCGCCCGACCGGCGCUGGUUCGGCAACACGCGGACCAUCAGACCGGAAGAACUGGACAAGUUCCGCCACGAGCUGCGCGAGGCGCGGCGCGACCCCUUCUCCGUCGUGCUCCACCGGAAGCGCGUGCCGACGGCCCUGGUCGAGGAGCCCUCGGACGCGCGGCCCGCGAAACUAAAGAGGGAGGAGCUCCUGGCCGCGGAGCCCUUCGAGCGCUCGGGGACGGCCCGGAAGCGGGUCCGGGGCGCCGCCGACUCGCUGGAGGCGCUCGCCGCGAAGGCGCGGCGGGCGGCCGACGCUUACGACGCCCGCCACGGCGGCGGCGCCGACGCGCGGGCCCGGAGCAGCGAGCAGGCCAAGAUCUUGGAAAGGGAGUCGACGGACGCGACCGGGCGCGACCUCUUCGCCAAGGGCCAGUCGCGGCGGAUCUGGGCCGAGCUCUAUAAGGUCCUGGACUGCUCGGACGUCGUCCUCCAUGUGGUGGAUGCGCGCGACCCGCCGGGCACGACGUGCGCGCGCGUCGUGUCUCACUUAAAGACGCAGGCGACGCACAAGCAUUUGGUCUUCGUGCUGAACAAGUGCGACCUCGUGCCGAACUGGUCGGUCAGGAGGUGGAUCGCCAUUUUAGGUGAGACGGCGCCGACGCUCGCCUUCCGCGCGUCGCAGACGAAGCCCUUCGGGAAGGGCGCGCUGAUCGAUGUUUUGAGGCAGUUCGCCCAUUUAAAAAGUGACGCGAAGCAGAUCAGCUGCGGCGUCGUCGGCUACCCGAACGUCGGCAAGUCGAGUGUGAUCAACGCGCUGCGCGCCAAGGCCGUUUGUAAAGUUGCGCCCGUGCCCGGGGAAACAAAAAUCUGGCAGUACGUCGCACUAACCAAACGCGUCAACCUCAUCGACUGCCCCGGCGUCGUUUAUAAUGAUGAUGAUAAUGAUGAGGCGGCGGCGGUCCUCAAGGGCGUGGUCCGGGCGGAGCGCCUGCCCGACCCUUCUGUGUAUAUCGCGUCUCUAUUGAGACGGUGCGACCCACAACAUAUUGUAAGGACCUACGACGUGCCCUUCGACGGGCUGGCGGGCGUGUCCGAGCAGGAGGACCACGCUCAAUCUAUGGCGUUCGUGGACGCGCUGGCGCGCAAGUCGGGGCGGCUGCGGAAGGGCGGCGAGGCCGACGCGCACACCGUCGCCGUGCAGCUCAUCAACGACUGGCAGCGGGGCAAGAUCCCGCACUUCGUCGCGCCGCCCGAGGACCCGAGUCGGCGCCCGUCGGGGGAGGGGGAGUAGGGCUUGUGCCAUUUCUCUUCCCUUGAUGGCUGACGCCUUUGCGACGUGAAUUCGGGUUUCCCCUUGUUUCUUGGGGCGGAGGAGCCCUGGUCUAUACUCGACACUGAGUCGACAGGGCCGCGGCGUCGUCUGACUCGUCUCAGACCCGUCUGCUCGGCGCCGUCACGGGCCCCAGCGCCCGCGGCGAUCACGCUCGAGCCGUGCUACGGGAAUAUAAUAUGUGACUAUCAUCAGCGACAUUUAACCAUCAUCUGACUUUGCACUGUACGCGCGCAGUCACUGUGUAUAACAUAUCCCGACGCCGGAAUAUGUUGAACAGAUGGAGGCUGUACAUCCACAUUACUUGGCGGGGCGGGGGGUGCAACAGAAGGGACAAGAGACAAGGGGCGGGGCGGGUGUGAUUUUCAGGGUAUGCUGACGGCGCGGCAGCGCUUCGCCGGCGUCCGCGCCCGCCCGGCGGCCGCGGCCCGCUUCCGCCCGGGGCGGCGCUUCGUCGCGGGCGUCACCGGCGGCGCCGACUUGCAGCGCGCGAGGCCCGGCGCGGCGAGCGGCGCGAACGUCGCCUCGGCCUCGUUCACGGGCGAGAGCGCGCGCCGCGGCGACGGUGGCGUCGACGGCGCGGUCGGCGCGGCGUCGCGCGCGGGCGCGUCGCCCGCGUCGAGCGCCGGCAGGUAGGGCAGCGCGACGCCGGCCGGCAGCGCGGCGAGGCGCGGCGCCGCCGGCGGGCGGCGCGGCGCCGGCGGGCAGGCGCGCGCCCCGCGCGGCGGCCGCCGGGGCUCGGGCCGCAGCGGGCGCGCGGCCGGCGCGGCUCGCAUGUUCUGCAUGUUAUGUUCGGACGGGCCCGAACCUCCCGCCGCAGCGCUAAUCUCUAGAAUGGCUGUCGACGUAGAAACCCGCGGGCUCAGGAGGCCCGGGGCUCGAUCGCUAGUGAUUUAGCUUUAGCUUUGUCUUAAUCUCUAGAGACUCUCCCGCCUCGAGCUAGCGGUCUGUAAGACACUAGCAAGCAUCGAGUUCCCAAAACGCCGCGUCGCGGUAAAUCUCGCCGCCCGAGCUCGCUCAAGCUUAUUUGAGGAAGCUCGGCUGAAACCGUCACGCGCUAAACGGCUCUUGACAAGGCAUAAAAAAAAUACCUCAGGACAGAGGAUAAAAAAUCGUACCUGGGGUCGCAGGAUUGCCCGGUCUACGAGCAUGUCAUGGGGGCCUACUUCGGCCGCGGUAGCACUGGCCCUCGCGACUCCCACGACGGCAACCUCCAAUUGUACCGCAAAGCGAUAUCUUUAGCCCACAUCGAGGGCUACGAGGAGUACUCGGGCUGGGAGGUCAUGGUCCUCAUGCGCGUCCCGGACCUCAAGACGCGCAUCGAGGGCGCGGAAGACGCGCAGACGCGCCAGGCCUACCUGAAGGUGCUCGAUUAUUUGGUGGAGAAUUCGGCCAUCGACCACGUCUUCUCGUCGGCUGUGGACCACCCGAAGAAUUGUUUCUUUGGUGCGCGACGGCGUCGAACGCGCCUUCGACUUGCCCCGGUUAAUCGCCCGUCCCCACGCCAUCGUCGAGAGACCUGCUCGACGGCGCUGCGGUUCUGGACUCUCGGGCGUACGUCUCUCGGGCCACGCGUUCACUGGGGUCACGUCCGCGCAGAGUGGGCGACGGUCAACAACUACUUCGGCGGCUUCUACAACCAGGCGGCCAAGCUCUUCCGCUACGGCCCGGAGGUCGAGGACGAGUCCAUCCGGUGGAUGGACGAGUGCAUUGACGCGGAGGGGAAGUGCCUCGCCUAGGCGCAGUUAUAACUACCUUGAACUUGAACUCUUGUAUUCCUAGGGGACCGUGACCUCGAUUCCGGUCAUAGACCACACUCGAUGCCGCACGACCGCGGCCGCGCGCCGAGUCGGAGAACGCCGCACCGCGCCACCACGCCGCUCGCACGCUUCACCGCACAUUCGCGGUCGGCGCGGCGUCCAAAACGAGGCGAUGCCGCGCGCGUCGAAUAACAUUGUGCGCCACCUCUAAAAAUGGCCGCCAAGUGGCCGCCGGCGUGAUCGCUGCUGGUCAGUUUCGAGUCGCGAUCGCCACGAGUAGGUCUCCCAGCACCUCGCGGUGUAGAGGUCUACCUCUCGGCGCGCCAGCCGCGACCUGACUUGGGCACGCCGCGUCGACGACACGCCCGCGCGGUAGAGCCGAGCUAAUGCUUUCAGAGUACCGUCGUAGGGUCGGCGCCGCGUCCUUCGACCUAUGCUUCCGUGGGAGCACGUGUAGCUCUCGCCCAUGGCGCGCCAUGGCAUUCGGCUACCGUGAGCGCGCGUCGACACUGCGCCGAACUAGUUUGGUCAAUCGCACACGUCGCUUUGCCGCGCGGACCGUUUGGACGCGCGCGACACUGUUGGUGUUGCGAGGCUGUGGGAGAGCACAGCUCCUCACCACCCAAAGCUCACGACAGCCAUCUUCUCGGACGUACGAGUGUUGCGGACAAAGUAAGGCUCACUUGGAGCUUCCCGCAGCAGUCGUUCAAUGCGCUAGGCCCACGCGUACGUACGAGGAGCUGCUGCACUGUUG
Messenger RNA from Pelagomonas calceolata, 4455 nucleotides. Lineage: Eukaryota; Pelagophyceae; Pelagomonadales; Pelagomonadaceae. The record is from the annotation of a GenBank genome assembly.